Messenger RNA from Durusdinium trenchii, 1119 nucleotides. The record is from the annotation of a GenBank genome assembly. NCBI's taxonomy places the organism in Eukaryota, Dinophyceae, Suessiales, Symbiodiniaceae.
AUGGCCUUCUCCAGAGGUGUUGGGAUGAUCUUGGGACCUCUAGUGAUGUCAAAGGUCUUGGGCAAGUUGAUCUGGAGCGGUGAGUCGCAGUAUGGCUUCGGCACCGUUCUGGGUUUCAAGGCGCUUUGUAUCGUUAUGAUCCCGCGAUUGGACCAAGCCUGGUCGCUUUGCUUGGCCUUCUUUGGGGUGGGCGCUGCGAUGGCUGUCUUGGAUACCUUCAACAUCAUGUUGGUGGGCCGCUUAUUGAAGGCGCGGAGUGGCGCUGAGCUCGCCAAGUACGACCUUUGCUAUGGGAUCGGUGGGAUGGUGGCGCCUUAUAUCGCCAUUUUGGUCCAUCGCUAUUCCUGGGACGUUUUGGCCACCGUGGAUUUGCUCAUGGCUGCCGUGGUGGUGCGGAGACGCGCUUGUCUGGGAAAGCCCACGGAUUGGAAGCAGAAGAUUCGGAACCCCGGAUCCAACGGCGGUGCCAACGGCGGCACCAACGGUAGUGGCGCUACCAACGGCGAGAAGGCUGCGACCGGCCGAGGCGGCAACUCCAUGGAUGAGGUGGCCCAGCCGGUGCCGCCAAAGGUGCUGCGUGCAGGGCUGACCUUCGCGUUCAUCUCGCAGAUCGGUUCGACGAGCAUCAGUGCUUGGGGUUUCGCCUAUACCACCAAGAGGCUGGGCUUCUCAGAGGAGUGGGCGGCUUUGGUCCCUUCCAGCUUCUACUUAGCGAGCAUGUUGCCUCGCAUGGCCAACACCUGGCUGGCCAAGAGGGUUUUGGCCUCUGCCUUGGUGCAUUGCAGCUUGAUUUUUGUGCUUUUGGGCAGCAUCUCGGUCCUCGUGUCCUCCUGGAUGCUGAGUAAUGCGAGAAACUCUGCCAGUGAUGCAAGCUCUGGCAGCCUGGAUAUUGAAGGCUAUGUCCUCAUGUUCCUCGGUAUUUGGUUCAUGGGCAGCUUGGCAGUGCGCACGUGGGAACAGUUGCAGGCCUGCAGGCUCAAACGCAUGCGUACUGGCUAUGCAAACCACUACUCCAUGCUUUUGGUCUCCAUGACGCAACACGGUGAGUUGACCUCCCAGCAAAGCGGAAUGCCCCUUGGCCCGAAGCGCUGUAAUGACUGUGAACAGCGCUGCCAAUGA